AUGGAAAGAAACUUUCAUGAUGUAAAUAGCAAUAAUGAAGAUAUAAGAAAAGGGAAUUAUAAUGGGAAUGAUCAAAUAGGAAUAAAUAAUAUAUAUAUGAAUAAUAAUAAUAAUAUGAACAAUUGUAAUGUGGCAAAUAUAAAUGCCCUAGAAAAUAUGAAAUAUAACCAAAAUAUAUUCAACAAAAGUGAUAUAAAUCUUUAUAAAUACAAUUUAUUGUUGAAAAGAAAUAAUAUGCAUAUUCAGGAUAAUAGGAAAAACAUCAACAGCAUUAUUACAUCAAUAAAACACACUAACCCUAAUAACAAUAAAAGCAAUAAUAACAACAGUAAUUUAAUAAAUGGUGAAUGUUAUAACAAUUCAAGCACCUAUAAUACACUCGAUUUGAAUAAUACAAGUUAUAUGCAAAACCCAAAUGUACAUUUAAAUGAAUGUGAAAAUAUUAUUUAUAAAAAUCAAAAGCAAUUAAAUAAUACCAUACACUGUCAUAAUGAUAUUAAUAAUAUGAAAAAUACAUGUUUAAAUAAAAACUUGUAUGAACAUUCAGAUAUUCAAAAUAAUAUCCAGUUUUCUAAUUAUACUAGAAAUAUAAAUAGUGAGAAUAAAUAUCCAUAUAAUUCUUUGAACAGUGAUAAUAAUUCACUUAUUCAAUUUCAAAUGGAUAAUUAUGUGAAUGAAAUCGAUAAUAAUGAGAUCAAACAACUAAUGAUAAAUAUGAACACACACAAAAAUUUGACACAUAUAAGAGAAAGAGAAAUUAUGAACAGUACAUGUAAUAACAACUUAGUGAAAUCCCAUGAAGAAAAUUUUUUAAACUCAAACCAAAGUAUAGUAAAUAAUAAAAUAAAGAUAAACCAAGAAAAUCAAAAUUUAAAUAAUGAUAAUAUAACAAAUAAAAUACAUUUUAUGAAUAAUUCAUUAAAUGAGAAUAUUGCAAAUAAUAAUUAUAGCAGUAAUAGUAGUAUCGGUCAUGGAAUAAAAGACCAAGACGAUAAAGGGAUGCAAAAUUACAUGAACAUUCAUGAAAAUCAGUAUAUAAAUAGUAAUGGUAUAUAUGGGAAUAGUAAUGGCCACUUAAAUAGUAAUUUGUUUAAUAAUAAUUUAUAUUUUCCAAAUAUGCAAAUUAAUAAUAAAGUUGAAAUGAAUGGAAAAAAUAAUAAACAUGAUAAUAAAAUAAGCGAAUUUAAUACUACUCCAAAUAACUAUGAUUCACUAAUUAAAGUAGGAAUAAAACAUAUUAAUGGAAAUAAAAAUUCCACAGAACUAAAAAAUAAUUCGAACUUAAAUAAAAUAAAUUUAAAUGAUUCGAGUGCAUUAUGCUCACCAAUAAAUGGUAAUAAAAAUAAUAUAAAAUUUUCCAAAUGUGUAAAAGAAAAUAAUGAUUAUAUUGUAAUUUCGACAAAUAAUAAUAAUUUUCGAAAUAUUACAAAAAAUAACAAUUUUGAAAACAUAAAAAAUAUUCCCAAUAUUGUUAAUACUGGCGAUAUUAUUAAUACUUGUAAUAUUGAUGAAAGUGAAUAUUUAAAUAAUACUGAAUCUAUUGAGAAUAUUGAGAGCAAUUCAUUAUUGGCUCAUAAAAAAAAAGUCAAUAUUAAUAAUAAAUUUCCUUUGAAUAUUUACAUAAGUACUGAUCACAAUAGUAAUAAUAAUAAUAGUAAUAAUAGCAAUAAUAGUAAUAAUAAUAAUAAUAUCACUAAGGAUAUUGAAAAUAAUAGUGAUAGUAGUAAUAACAGUAUACAAGUUAUUGAGUGCGAAAAUAAAAAAGUCCAUUCUAAUAAUAAUCCUCAAAGAAAUAAAAUUGUAAAUAAUGCCAAUACUAAUAAUAAUAUAGAAUCUUUUGAUACUAAUUCCUUUCCAUAUGCAAACUAUAUUAUAAAUAAUUCAUCCAAAAUGAAAAACAUAAGCCAUAAUAAUAUCAAUGGGAAAAAUUUUAAUAAUAAUGGAAUCUAUGGAGAAAAUAUGAAUAUACAUGACAAAGAUGGUAAGUUAUAUAACAAUUUGAGCAAUUUUUAUAGUAAUUUAAAUAUUAAUAAUUCACAAAACUUAAGAAAAAUGGAUAAUAAUAUUUCUCGAAAUGGUAAUGAUAAUAAUAACUAUAUGCAUGAUUAUAACAGUUUUUCAAAUAAUGGUAAUAAUUUAUAUAAUAAUAUAAAUCCAAAUAAUAAUGGAUAUUUAAAACAAAAAAAUAAAGAAAUUAUAAUGAAUCAUCAAAAUGAUAGAACACAUUUAAAUAAUGACGUAUUUAUAAAUUUAGAUAAUUCAACAAAUACGCCAUUAUCAAAUUCUGCAUCAUUUGGAACAAUUUCAAAUUCCCAUUUAAAUAAUAUUCAAAAUAAUUCUAAUCAAAUAAAUCCAGAUAUCCUUAUUAAUAAUGAAGUAAAUUCUAGUCAUAUAUCAAAUGUAAUAAAUAAUGGAAACCCAAAUUAUAUGACAAAGGGUUUACGAAAUAAUAACAAUAAUAAUGUAUUAAUAAACGAUGUAACGAAUAUAAAUUCCCAAAAAACAGGGAAACAUGUAAACAGUUUUAUGAGCAAUUUAACUAACAAUAAUGGCUUUAAUUUAUAUAAUAACAUAGAUAUGGGUAUAAAUAAAAAUACAGAAAAUAAUAGUGGAAAUAUGAAUAAAAUAUUUCCAGUACACACAAAUAUGAGUAGCGAUUUAAAAAACACAAUAAAUAAUUUAAAUGAUAAUAACAAAUCAAUGACAAUAAAACCGCCAUUAACAAAUUUUGCUCCCAUAAAUCAGACACAAAAUAAUUAUAAUAUAAAAAAAUAUGUAUAUGCAUCAAAUAUAAAUAAAAAUAUGGAUGGAUAUUCUCCUAAAUUAAUAGAAUAUUCUUUAAAAAAUGAUAAUACAAAAGGAGUAAAUUAUAAUAUAAAAGAUAGAUCUUUAGCAAACGAAAAUGCGAUAAAUUUUAUGAGAAGGAAUGGAAUAAAUGAUCAUUUUAUGAAUAAAAGUGUGGUUCAUAAUUUAGCAAAUAAUGGGAAUGAAAUAGAAAAUAUGACAAACAGCUUACAAAUAAUAAAUAACAUCCAAAUUAAUCGUUCUAGUGAUAUAAAUAAAUACAAAAACGAAUUAUUAAAUAAUUUAAAUGAUUUUUCAAAUAGGAAUGAUGGUGAUAAUUUAAUUCUAAACCGUGAACAUGCAGAAAUAUUCAGCGACAGAAAUAAUAAUUUUUUUUACAAGGAUAUAACAAACAAUAACAUGAAUGCGAAUAUGAAUAUGAAUGCAAAUGUGAAUGCGAAUAUGAAUAUGAAUGCAAAUGUGAAUGCGAAUAUGAAUAUGAAUGCAAAUGUGAAUGCGAAUAUAAAUAGUAGCGGAAAUAAUAUUUCAAUUAAUAAUUUGCAAAACAAUAUGACAUUAAAUGGGAAUUAUGAUUUAUUGAAAAUUAUGAAUAUAUCUAACGAUGAUAAUAAAUUAAACUCAAUAGAUGUAAAAAAUAAUUUAAGCAAUUUAACAAAUAUGGAUAAUUUUCAAAAUAAAAUCCAACUAAGACAAAAAACACAUGCAUGUUCAGAAAAUGGAGGUUGCAAUAACAUGGAAAGAAAUAAUAGUGCAGGUAUGAGUAAUCGAACUAAUAAUAAUUUAGGUGGAGUGUUAAAUAUCGGAAAUAUUAAUUAUAAUAAAUUUUAUGAUACAACACAGCAAAAUUCUCGUAUUCAAAAAAAUAAUAUUCGACAAAAUAAUCCAAAUAUAAAUGGAAUAUCUAAUAAUGGUAAUUCUAUGAACAAUAUUUCAAAUAUAUAUUCAACAGUAAAUCAUUUAAAUAGUAAUGCGAAUAGAAGUAAUUUAAAUGUCAAUGAAAUUGCAAAUAAUAAUAAAAUACAUUUAUUAAAUAAUAAUGUAACCACACAGACAAUCGAUGGAUUAAUAUUAAUGCGAAAUAAAUGUACAUCUAAUGAUAUAAAAUAUUUUCAAAAUGAAUAUGAAAAUGGAAUAAAUAAGAUAGGAUAUACUUCUAGUAAUGGUAAUAAUCAAAUAGGAAAAUAUGAAUUAAAUUUAAAAAAUAAAGAUACAUUGCCUCGUUCCAAUACUAAUGAACUUUCCCCACUUUUUAAUAAAAAUGAAUAUUUAUAUCAUGCUCAAAAUAAUAAUAACAAAUAUCCUGACAUGUAUAAUAACAAUAUUGGAAAUCACAAUACUCAAAUGGUUAAUUCAAACAAUAAUGGAUAUGUGAAAAAUGGAAUUAAUAAUAUAAACAAAAAUAAUUUAUUUAAAGUAGAAAAUGUAAAUAGGAUAAAUAACAAUAAUAUUGCCUAUAAAGGAAAUUAUAACAAUGGAAUUAAAUACAAUAAGGAGCACAAUAUAGAUACAGAAAUAAAUAACAAUACUAAAGAAUCUAUCAAUCCAACUAAUGUAAAUAAUUAUAAUGAUUUAAGAAAAAAUAGUUAUCAAAUUAUUAAUGAUAAUAAUGGGGGAUUUAAUGAAAGUGAAAAAGGAACUUCAUCAAAUUAUAAUUUUCAACAUAACGAAAUAAUCAGAAAUUGUAUAUAUGAUGUUGAAGCAGACAAAUUAGUAAAAAAUGAAAAUAUUAACAAAAACAAUAGAGGGGGAUUUGAUUAUAUUAAUAAUAAUUUUAAUAAUGCUUAUAGUACAAUAAGUGAAAAUUAUAAUAGAAAUAAUUUUGCUAAAUAUGAAUUUAAUAAAAUAAUGAAUACAAUGUCAAAAGGAGAUCUAAAUAAUUCACUAAAUUUAAAAAACUUAACUAACAUUAAUAAAAAUUUUAAUAUUCUAAUGAGUAAUUUGGAUUCACAAAAUGUAGGGAAUUAUGUAAAUCACGAAACUAAAGACAAUUGUAAUAUUAAUAUUGAUGAUAAUAAUAAUAAUCAAUUUUAUAAUGGAAAUAAUCAUAAAAUGUAUAUCCAUGAUAAUCAUAAAAAAAAUAUUCAAUCAAAUAAUCUGAAUAUUUUUAAUGAUAAUAAUAAAAGCAGUUGUAGUAAUGGAAAUAAUGUUGGGGAAAUAAAUAUGCUUAGCAAAAAAAAUAAUAUGAUAUCUGAAAAUAUUAAUGCUAAUAAUAUUAGUUUAAAUAAUAUUGCCUUCAAAGUACAAAUGCAAAAAAAUGGAUAUAUGAGUAAUGAUAAUAAUAUUUCUGGAAUUUCAGAUAUGGGAAAUUUUGGAAAUCAGGAUAAUUUGAUGUAUAUUCUAAAUCGCAAUAAUAAUGUUUUAAUGAAAAAUGGAAAUAACGUAAAUGGAAAUGUAGGGUAUAUAAAUACACCAUUAAACAAUGAUGGAAUAUUAGGAUUAAACAAUCAUAUAAAUUUUAAUACAAUACAUAAUAAUGUGACAAAUAUUAAUAACAACAAUGUAGAUCAUUUAAUUAUUAGCAACAUUUCACAGGGAAAAAAUAAUAAUGAUCAAUCAAAAUUUAAUAUGAAUCAACAUUUUCAAGAAAUUAAAAAUGGGUAUCCAAAAAUAGGAAACAAAAGAAAACAAAUAGAGCCUUCAAAAACAAUUGAUCUAUCAAAUAUUGAUGAAAAUCAGUUUUUAAAUAAUGGAAAAAAAAAUGUAAGAAGAAAAAAAAAAGAAAGUGUCAAUACAUCAUCAGGAUCAUCUGGUAAUGAUGCUUUAUUGCCAAACUCAAAAAAUAAAAUACUUGGAAAAAUUUCACAAAAUACAUUCCAAAACCAUAAUACUACAAAGUUAUCAAUUUCUACGAAUAAUUCUGAAUUGGAUACAAAUCAACAAUCUCACAUAACCCCUGAGUCUAAUACCUUAUCAAAUUGUGGAACAUCUAAACAAUUCACUGAACCCUUAACAAAUUCAGAAACAAAUAUAUUAAAUAAUAGCAUAAAGGAAAAUAUUUAUAAUAGUGAUAUAGGAAAAUCAGAAAAUAUGCAAAUAGUUGAUAAUAAUUAUAUCAUUCAUAAUAAUACAAUUGGAAAUAUCAAUUACACAGCCUUCGAAAGAAAUAAUGUUUCUAUGAAUGAAAAUUUGAAAAAUAGCAAUAAUAUAAUUUACAAAGAAAAUGGUUCUGUAAACAAUCAAAAUAAUGCAUCUAAUACAAAAGAUAUGAACACAAUGAUGAUGGGUUCUGGUAACGAAUUUUAUCAUAAAAUAAAAAUAUAUGAUAAUGAUGUAAAUAUAUGGGAUAACAAAAAUGGUGUUAUGUCCAGAAAAAAUGAUCAGUUUCAAUUCCCUUCAUAUUAUAAUAAUAUGAAAAGGAAUGAAACUGAAAAUGGACAAAAGGUUUAUCAAAAAGAUGUGUUGUUUCCAAAUACAAAAAUAUCAGAAAUUUCAGUAACAGAUUCAACUAUCUCAGAUUAUAAAAAUGAAGAACACGAUUUAAAAGAAAACCAAGUUCAAAAAUCGUUUGAAUAUAUAGAUAAACAUAUAGCCAAUUAUGAAAAUUUAAUUACUAAUCUUUCUUUUAUUAGUGAUAAGGGAAAUAAAGAAAUAAAAAAAGAAAAUGAUAAAAUUUAUAAUGGAGUUAUGAAUUUCAUUCCUACUAACAUAAAUAUAGAAAAUUUAACAGAAAAAAAAAAUGGCAUUGAAUAUGAUUCUACAUCUAUUUGUAAAAAUAUAAAUGAAUUAUUUGAUAAUAAAAUAGAGAAUGAAAAAAUAAACAAAUCAAAUAGUGACAUAAAUAUAUCAAAUUCAUCAUAUAAUAUGUUAGUGCAAAGUAAUAAUCAAACUGAAAGUGUUAUAGAUAAUUCACAUAUUAAGGAAAACAACCAAAAUGCAAGCUUAUUAAAUGUGCCACUAUAUUUAAACGAAGUAGAUAAAAUGGAUGAUAAUGAUAAUGUCAAUAAAGAAAACAAAUUUGAAGCAAACGAAUUUGAAGAUAAUAUGAACAAACACGUUUUUUUCAAAAAUAAAAAACAAUACGAAACAUAUAUAAUGUUUAAUGACAUAAAUGCUGGUAAGGAUAAUAUAAAUUUAUUUAUGUCAAUGAAUAUUUCACCAUUUAAUCAAAGUUGUAGAAAACAGAAUGAAGCAUAUAACUUAUAUUUAGAAAAUGAAGAAGGAAAUGAAAUGAAUGUAAAUCAAACUGAAAAUAUAAAUACAUCAAAUAUACAAAAUGAUAAUCCAGUUGUAUUAUAUAAUGAUCUUAAUUCUGAGAAAUGUGAUUUAACUAAUGAUGAAAUGAAUGGCCAUAUAUUGAGAAAUUUCAUUGGAAAGACAAUCGAAUUUAACGAAAAUAUAAAUAUAAGUGAAAAUGAAAUGAUAAAGAAUAAUAUGUUAAGAAGUUUGUUAAGUAUAAAUUCUAAGGCAGAAAUUAAAAAAAUAAUAGAAAAUAAAAUAUUUGAAAAAAAUAAUGAAAAUAAAAAAAUAGUAUUCAGUGUUGUUAAACAAAUUGAUGGUGCAAAAUUUUUGUAUAUAUUAAGAAUUAUAUUAAAAGAACAAAAUAUAAGUUGCAAUAAAAACAAAAUAAAAGUUUUGAAAAUACAAAAAAAAAAAAUUCUUUAUAAAACAUUUUAUCAAAAAAGUAAUAAAUCAAAAGCUUUAACCCUUGAAUAUAUUCUUAAACCAUAUCACAAUGUUAUAGGGGAAAUGAACUGUUUAGUGAGAUCAGAAGAAUGCCUACUUGAAAGUGAUCGAGAAAAAAGAAAUAUUGAAAAAAUAAUAAAUGCAAAUUUUGAAAUAACAACAACAACUGUAUCUAUGGCUACUCCCACAAUUAUUAAUCUAUUUAAGAAUGACUACAUGUUACAAAACUCGUAUUAUUGCGAUAUCUGGUCUUUUUAUCUUUGCCUAAAUGACCAGUUUAAUGCUACUAUUGAAUUUCACCAAAAUAUGAAUAAAGCCAAUGGAAAUAAAUUGUAUAAGCUAAGCAUACGGGCACAUUGUGAAAAUUACGAGACAUUUUUUGAGAAUUUUAUAGAAUUUUUGGUUUAA
Plasmodium berghei ANKA is the source of this 7836-nucleotide messenger RNA. RefSeq names its product conserved Plasmodium protein, unknown function. The transcript is spliced from 5 exons. Lineage: Eukaryota; Apicomplexa; Aconoidasida; Haemosporida; Plasmodiidae. The record is from RefSeq and is a predicted model, not a curated record. Gene Ontology annotation, molecular function: protein binding. The coding region runs from base 1 to 7836 and encodes 2611 amino acids.